Aspergillus campestris IBT 28561 is the source of this 589-nucleotide messenger RNA. RefSeq lists its product as uncharacterized. NCBI's taxonomy places the organism in Eukaryota, Fungi, Ascomycota, Eurotiomycetes, Eurotiales, Aspergillaceae. The coding region runs from base 198 to 533 and encodes 111 amino acids. The record is from RefSeq and is a predicted model, not a curated record. The transcript has a single exon.
CACAGAUAGACAAAACAAAAGCCUCGAGUGAUAACAGAUGCCACUACACUUCAUCUGAAAGAUGCUAUCUACCUACCUACGCACCUACCUACCUACCCAUCUAUCUGCCUAGACGAUGGCAGAUCAUGCCAUUGGGGUUCAGCACAUGACUCGAGAAAUAUCCUCUUGCUCCGAAUGAUUGAUUGAUUGAUUCAUUCAUGCAUGCAUGCCUUGUUAUUAAUAUUAAUCAUACAAUCGAGACUUUCGUCCUUGGGUUCUGUUUUGGCUUUGGUUGCUUUUCUUUUUUCUCAUUUAUUUGUUAUUUACUCAUUCGAUUUUAUUUCAUUUUCCUUCAUAUCUUUCGUUCAACUCAUUAUUUGAUUUUAUUUGAUUUAUUUCUAUUUAAUAUUCCAAAUAAUCUACCCCAUUCCUUCCGAGACAAGGUUCCUGUGUGGCGAUUAUACUCCGCACGAGUAUACUCCGCACGCAGCAUAUCCAAUGAUAACGAUUCCUUCUUCCCCAACCAACCUACAUACAAUCCCUUUACAGACUAAUCCUAAUUUGAUCAAAGAAAGGAAGAAAGCUGCUGCCCGAGAAACAAAUUCGUAUA